Erythranthe guttata (spotted monkey flower) is the source of this 1359-nucleotide messenger RNA. Its product is annotated as putative serine/threonine-protein kinase PBL10. Gene Ontology annotation, biological process: protein phosphorylation. The record is from RefSeq and is a predicted model, not a curated record. NCBI's taxonomy places the organism in Eukaryota, Viridiplantae, Streptophyta, Magnoliopsida, Lamiales, Phrymaceae. Gene Ontology annotation, molecular function: ATP binding; protein kinase activity.
GUAUUUAACCCAUCUACUAAAAAGUGUAUUAUUAGCAGCUGGUACUUUUUGCUGCGAUAUUAUUAUGGCAGGAAUCAGAAUCACUUCUUAUCUUGUGUUCCGUUUAGAGAGAGAGAGAAGAGAGAGAGAGAGAGAGAGAGAGAGAGAGAGAGAGGAUGGCAUAAUUAAGCAAAAGUGAGAAAUGUCGAGGGUGUAUGAUAACUGGGAGAAGCUGGUCGGAGCCGUUCUGAAGAGACAACUGCUUAGGGAAAUUGCGCUGUGUGAAAGCUUCAACAGCUCCACUACAUCUGAUUUCAGUCUCGAUUCUUCCUUUCAAGAUGUCGUUGCUUCUUCUAGUACAAAUCAAUCUCAACGUGAUGCACAGCCCAUACCGUUUCAAGACUUGAAAAAGGCAACGAAAAACUUCCGAUUCGAUUUCCAUUUAGGGGAAGAAGGAAUCGGUACCGUUUAUAAGGGGUGGCUUAACGAGCACACUCUUACUGCCACAAAGCCUGGAACUGGAAUGGCAGUUGCUGUUAAAAGAUUUAAUCCAUCGAGUAGCCAUGAGUGGUUGGAACGUAAUUAUUUGAAUCAAUUUCGUCAUCCGAAUUUGGUUAAGCUUAUCGGGUAUUGCUCGGAGGGAGACAACCUUCUUCUGGUAUACGAGUUGAUGUCGAAAGGGAGCUUAGAGAAUCACUUGUUCCGAAGAGGGAAUCUUUCGCUUCCUUGGGCUACAAGGAUCAAAGUGGCUAAAGGUGCAGCUAGAGGCCUCUCUUUUUUGCAUGGCUUGGAAAUACCCAUCAUACAUCGAGAUUUUAAGACUUCUAAAAUUCUUCUAGAUGGGGAAUUUAAUGCCAAGUUGUGUGGGUUCGAUUUGGCGAGGGAUGGUCCAACUGGUGAUAUGACUCAUGUGACGACACGAGUUCUUGGUACAUACGGCUAUGCUGCUCCUGAAUAUCUUAUGACAGGUCACUUAACGGUAAAAUGCGACGUAUUCAGCUUCGGGGUUGUAUUGUUAGAAUUCCUAUGUGGACGCCGUGCCAUAGAAAAAACGAAGGUGGUAAACGAGAAAGAUUUAGUGGAAUGGGCAAAACCGUAUAUAGUUAACAAGAGAAUGAUUUUUCGAGUAGUGGAUUCGGAUUUGAAGGGCCAAUACUCGGAGGAUGAAGCAUGUAUUAUCGCAAUCCUUGCUUUGCAGUGCCUAAAUGAAGACCCGGAACAAAGACCAACUAUGGAUGAGGUUGUCAUUGCUUUAGACCAACUCUCAUGUACAUAAACUAACAUGUAAUAAUUUUGAAUUAGGUUUGUGCUGAAUAUAUGUCCUGUUUGUUUGCCCUGAAAUGAAAAGCAUGGUUACUAAAACUUGAUUUUUCGGCGAAA